Sycon ciliatum is the source of this 6898-nucleotide messenger RNA. RefSeq names its product proteasome adapter and scaffold protein ECM29-like. Lineage: Eukaryota; Metazoa; Porifera; Calcarea; Leucosolenida; Sycettidae. Gene Ontology annotation, biological process: proteasome assembly. The transcript is spliced from 58 exons. Gene Ontology annotation, cellular component: nucleus; cytoplasm. The record is from RefSeq and is a predicted model, not a curated record. Bases 132 to 5708 code for a protein of 1858 amino acids. Gene Ontology annotation, molecular function: molecular adaptor activity.
UCUGAAUCAGUUUUCGAGAUCAGUCUGGACUUUUCUUCACGCAAAGAAAACUUUUGAAAGAUGGUAGUGGUUUCAUAUCAUAUCUAGUUUGGACCCAAAGUUCGUCCAUAAUCAUCUUCCCACCCUUGGAGAUGUCGGGCCAAGAAGAAUUGCUCCUCCUGGAGAGGGUGCUACUACGUUUUGGAGGGGCAGAUACUGACGAGAAGCUGGAAAAAUCCGUUGGUCGCUUCUUAUGCCCCGUCUUGCUGAAACUAGGCACCGAACGCAAAGAUGUCAGAGACAAGACUUUGGAAGUGCUGACGCACAUAAGCAAGCAGCUGAAGAACAGACUGAAGCUGGCCAUGCCGGUUGAUGCUUUACUACAGCAGUAUGAGGACUCGACGUUGUCUAGCUUUGUUCACAAUUUCACUGUUGUAUAUCUCAAGAUGGCUCUGGUGCGCAUCACGCGCGCCGAGCAGCUUGCUCUAGUGCCGCGCCUGCUCUGCUGUCUUGAAGGCAGACCCGUGGCGAAUCAGAACACCCUACUACGUGUAAUAACUCCGCUCCUUGGCUCUGUCGAGCUGCCAGAGUCCCAGAUAGACCGAGCGAGCUGGUUGAUGCUGCGGCAGAAAAGACGAGCUGUUGGCAGUCUCCUGCUGGAGUUUCUGAUCGACUUCCUGCGUUUGCCGUACAAGAAGCCCUCAUUCACUCCUACGUCUGAACAUGGUGAGAAUCGAGGAGGCUUGCAGGGCCUCACUCAUGCCUCCUAUCAGCGUGCAUCAGCCGACUUGAUUGUGUCGAAUGGCUAUUUCGACAAGCUGGAGGAGAUGAAGCUGGGUGCUGUGGAGUUCAUUGCAUCGGGUAUAUUCGCCGAGGAGGACGUGGCGUGCCAUCUGCUUGUGGCGUCCGCCGAUACACACCACAGCGUGGCUGAUAAAAGCGACUCGCAUCUAAAGCGCAUGGUUGGUCCAGAUAUCUGGGAGAAGGCGCCAGUUAUCACGGCUGUCUACAAGCUACUGUUGGGAUCCACAAUGAAUGUGCCGCUAGAUGAGGUCAUGUUAGGUAGCCAGGGUGAUACCAAAUCACCAACACACUGCUCAGUGGCAAGGGAUUUCGUGCUGUUGGCAAUCCUCACCGUACUGCAGCGCUCCAAAGAAGCAGUGGAUCAGAUUGAGUUGGCCGUGAAGGCUUGUGCAGUCUGCCAUUACAGUACUCAGCUGAAGAUUCGAAUUCAGGGCUUGCUUCUACUACAGCACAUCUGUGAACAUUCAUCGGAGGAUAAUGCAACAAAGUAUGGUGCUAGCUUGUUCUCCUAUGUCUGCGAGCGAAUCAUGGAAGAUGAAGAGCCUGUUGCUUUGCGUAGCCUGGCCCUAAUCGCCCUUGGCAAGUUCUCUCGGACGGUGCCAGAACACUUUCGCAAGCGCAUCCACCAGAGGUCUUCUCCGGAAGGAGUUCUGCGUUACAUGUUCAAAACAUUAGAGGAGACUGAGAGCGAGGAUCUGCGGCAGAGCUUUUACGACUGCAUCAUGGCCUUCGCGCCCGCACUCGUGCCAUCAGCCAAGGCGCACUCCGCCGAGUAUAUGAGUCUGCUUGCAUCGUGCCGGAACAGCGAGGUGGCCAAAGUGCGACUGCUGGGCGUGCAGUUUGCCAUCACCGUGCUCGGUGUGAGUGACGUUGCCACCAGUUUUGUACUGCUAGAGCACUCGGCUGACAGUGAUGAAACCGUGCGUCGCGCCUGUCAGCGUGCUAUCUACGGUGUCGUCGAGGACCAGUCUGCACACGGCCACCUGACCAUCAUUCCCAGCCCGGAGCACCUGACCCCGGUCGAGCAAAUCCUCCAGCACCUCAACAGUGCCUCUCGUACAGCGCUGAGUAAUGACAAAGGCUACCGUUCGGCGGGAGUGAUCUUGCCGUUCUCACCCAAAGUCCUGCAACAGAUGUUGCUUUACUGCCAUGCGGCGUUGCUCAGUCAAUACGGUAUCACGCAGGAAGAGUUCACUCUAGGCAACUACCAACGACAGCUGCUUGAGACCUACACUAGCAAGACCGAUCACUCACAACGGGUGGCAAAAUGGACCGAAUCUUGGCAGCUGAUGGAGUAUCUGCUAGCAGGCAAAACACUCGGAAGUGAGUUCCACGUCACUACUUUAGCCUAUCUUGCCGAUCUUAUUUUGCUGGUGCCGCGAGAUGUGGAGACUCAUGUUCGCGAAGUCUGCUUGCCACACAUUAUGCCCUACGUGACUAGCUCUAAUGAAGAAGUGCGUGGCCUAGCAGCCAGGGUACUUGCCUCCUGCACUAUCUGCUGCAGCCUUGAACUGACAACCAUCACCGAUCAACUCAUGGCGGAGAUGCAUAAAAAGGAUCUUGAAUGUAAGCAUGGCGCCAUGUUGGCACUUGGUGCCAUCAUUGCUGGCAUUCCAUACAGCGACCGUGCCAGUGAGCUAACCUCGGCCGUGUGCAAUGGAUUCCUCAAGGAGUUCUUCCUGAUUGUCUGUGGAUUUCUAGACAGCACAUCAACAUCAAUGUACUUAGCUGCAUGUCAAGUGAUCACGGAUAUUGCCAGCACAAUGUCCCUGGAGAUGGUACCUGAUGGAGAGCUGGAGAAAGAAGCUGAAGAGUCGGGAGGACCACCUGCUGCCAAGAAAGCCAAAUCUCCCCAAGAUCGUGAAGCCUGGACCAAGGCCGCUAUUGUGCAAGCUCUGGGCAUGCGAAUCAAGAAAGGCAUGGAGUCUAAGAUUUUGGAGAAGUCGUCGUUGACAUUGGCCUCCCUGUUGGUUGGGGAUAGUGGCAUGGUGCAUCGUCAGUACAUCCUCGACAAGCUGCUGUCGACAAGCAAGAUGGCGCAGGCAGAAGUUCACUUUGUCGUCGGCGAAGCAUUGUCGUCCGUGGCUGUGGGCCGUACAUCGACCUCCGCUCCCGUCUCCCCGGUGAAAUACUCCAUUGUGUGUUAUUCUGCUAAGUCAGAGGACAAGGCAACCACUGAACUUGCACACCUUUCAUCCACCUUGUCAGCCAUCAUGAAGCUCAGCAAGUCAGACUUUGAGUCCAGUCGACAGGCUGCUUGUGUCUGGCUGCUGUGCAUUGUCAAGGACUGUGGCAGCCUGGAUGGCUUCAAGGCGCAUCUCCGCGAGGUCCAGGACGUGUUUGUUACCAUGCUGACCGAGCGAAAUGACAUUGUCCAGGAAGUCGCCUCGCGUGGCCUCUCACUGAUGUUCGAAUACAGCCCCGCCGAGGAACGCGAUCAGUUGCUGGAAACGCUGCGCGAGACCUUGCUCAAGGGCCGGAGAUCUGGUCGCCAUGUUGACAAGAAGACCAAGGUUCUGGAUGCAGAUGUCAUCGGCAAACAGCCGGAUAGUUCUAACCCGACAACGUAUGAGGAGCUGUGUGCGAUGGCGGAUGACUUGCAGCAGCCGAAUCUUGUCUACAAGUUUAUGAACCUGGCAAAUCAUCACGCUAUCUGGAACUCUAAAAAGGGCGCAGCGUUUGGUGUGUCGCUCAUCGCUCAGCAUGACAAGGAGGCAUUGCAAGAGCACAUGGAUGCCAUCGUACCAAAACUCUACACGUAUGGGUUUGAUCCGAACGUCAAAGUGCAGCUGGCCAUGGCCAAUAUCUGGAAAGCACUGGUUACAGAACCACUCAAAAUGAUAGCCAAGCACUUUGCCGCCAUCCUAGCGGAAAUCAUAGGCGGACUGACCCACGUGCAAUGGAGAACUCGCCAGUCGAGCUGCUUGGCUCUAUCAGACCUGCUACGUCGAACGGACAUCCGGCGAGAGCUUGUGGAAGCACUGCCGUUCAUCUGGGAGCAGUGUAUGCGUGUGCGAGAUGACAUCAAGGAGAGUGUCCGAGAAGCUGCAGACUCAGCCUGCAAGUCUCUCAGCAAGGUAACCGUUCGUAUCUGCGACAGUAGCCGUGGUGAGAAUGGUAAGAUGGCAAUCGCUACCGUCCUGCCCGUCAUCAUGGACAAGGGCAUGCUCAGCUCAGUGGCAGAGGUCAAGACUUUCAGCUUGGCUACAAUUCUCCAAAUUGCCAAGAGUGCUGGUGAUUUGCUGAAGCCGCACAUUGCCAAGCUGAUUCCCCUGCUUUUGGAAGGCCUGACGGAGCUGGAGCCCAAGGUGCUAAGCUACGUGGCCCUGCAUGUCGGAGCAGAGAACGAGGAAAUGCAAGAUAAGUUGGAUACAGCACGGAUUUCAGCAUUCAAGGGCUCACCACUGAUGGAUGUUGCAAACCAGUGUUUGUACCAUAUCGACAAGACUGUGUUGGACGGCCUUAUCCCAGCGCUUGUCAUCGUCCUGAAAUCUGGUGUUGGCCUCAGUACGAAAGCUGGCUGUGCUCAGUUUAUUGUGUCGCUAUGCAACCGCUGUGGUGACGACAUCACACCCUAUGCUGGCAAGCUGUUGGCAGCGCUGCUUCAUGGUCUUGCUUCACGGAGCUCUGGCGUCCGCCGUAGCUAUGCGACAUGUACUGGACAUGUUGUCAAGAAUGCCAAGGAGAGCAGCGUUGCAAAGCUAGUUGAAAAGAUCACAGCCUGGUAUAUAGAGAAAGAUGAGGAAGAGCUACAAAUCUCUGCUGCUCUAGCACUGCAUGCCAUGAGUCGUCAUUCUCCGGAUGUGGUCCAACGGCACUCCUCUGCCAUUCUGCCUCUCGUGUUCCUUGCCAUGCAUGCCAAGACCAAGCCACCCUCAACUCAAGAUGAGCAGAACUCGCUGGACACGGUUGCACUGUGGAAGGAGAUCUGGCAAGAGAACACACCCGGUACUGAAGGUGGUGUGCGUGUCAAUCACAGCGAGAUCAUGCCUAUGCUUAUUGAUGUGUUGAACACAUCGUCAUCGUGGGAUCUGAAGCGUCAGUCUGCAGCUGCAAUGUCAACGGUGGCCACCAAGCUAGGGACUGGCCUUACUGAUGCAACAAGGGACAAUCUCAUGCUAUCAUUGAUCUCGGCACUCGACACACACAUGUGGAAAGGAAGGCACGCUGUGUAUCAAGCUGCAACGGAUCUUCUGUGCGUUCCUCUCUCGGAAGAGAGUAAAACACCGGCCAGAAUGGAAACAGUGGGCAAGUUAUUGGAUUCCAUGCUGGCGCAGUGCAAGAAGAAACGCUAUAAGAGAGAAGCUGUGCAGUGCUGUGGGCAAAUCCUGUCGGUCGUGUCGCUCGAUCGACGGUCGACUGUUAGCAGCAUUGUCGCCCCCAUCAUCGAACAGGACGCAACAAACAGCGACUCCGACGACGGUGCAACGACUUCGGAACGAGAGAGCCAGCGAGAGCAACUGCGCUCUGCGGCCUUCACCCUGGCUGGGCAAGCGUGGCCCAAGGGCUUCACAACGAUUGAUGAAGGCAGCAAGGACAUCAUGGAGCGUGCUAUUGCAAGUUUGGAGAUGUCGCCAUGGCGCGUGCGAGUGGCCAUCCUGAACACUGUCUCUGAAUUCUGUAGCAGGUGCAGUGUGUCUAGCCUGGCCGGCACGGACAAGCCAGUGGUGAUGGCCCUCGGCUUGAAGAUGCUAGAGACGGUGUGUAAGCACAUCACCGACGCCAAGUUCACUGCCGUCCAGUCGGCCUCCAUCAAGGCUGUCGACCAGAUUCUGCAAAUGUCAGCAACCGGAGAGUUUGGCUUGCUGAGCGACACGGGGAUCAAGCAGCGUCUCCACCAGCAGAUCAUGGCACUGCUGACACUGCGAUCAGCGUCCGUACUGCAUCCACGCUGCAAGGACAUUCUUCAGAAGUACUUCAGCUAGUCAGCCUGCAAGGUAUCGUCGUGUUCCUUAGGCAGUGCACUAUUGUUGUUAUUACAGGCAUCACAUGGUAUCUAAGCUCUCUCCUAUGUCUCCUCUGCCCGGUGACAAUCUACUGCAGGUCAUGCAUAAUAACAUGUAUGGUCAUGUAGCUGUACUUGCUGCCAUGCAUUGUGCAUUAUGCUAGCACAGUGCUCAAUAGACCAUGGACUGUGAGGACAUAGGUGCAGUGAUGUCAUCGGCAUGAUGUCAUAGGUAGGAUGAUGUCAUGCACAUGGUGUCAUCCCACUUGCUGAGUGGCAAUGCGAACUGCAUCACAAGCGGUGGUGACGUACUCUGGCCUUGCUGAGAGCUCUCCGUCCACUCAGAACACGCUCUAUGCUUGGAGUCUAUGCAGGUAGAUCAUUAUCUGAGAUGUGUUAUACGGAAUGGCAUCGCAAACACUGGAUACAAGACGUACACAGUGAUUUCAUUCACAUAAACAUGAAAGGCAUACAAACACCAUGAAAUACCCUCUACCCUGAAUUAUAGAAAAUACCGUGUCCGCAGCGGUCUUCCCAAAACACACCACCCACUGUCUGUAUAUUCUUUUUGGCUGCUGGUUCAGCUGUCACUGAAUACUCUCUCGCCUUCAAUUAUUCAAUGUUCUUACAAUAUACUUUUUUUUACCAUCAACAGUGAAUAAACACACACAGUCAUGCAACUGCACUACCUUUCACAUGCUGUUACUUCCGUUUGCGUUGCAUCGCCCUACUGCCGUUGUUCAUAAUUUAAAAAAAAAUGUCACUACUCAAAUCCUUGUCGUGUGGCAUGUAAACAAUGCUGAUAUAUUCAAGCACCAGCAGGACGUUUGUUUGGUUUCACUGCAAAGUUGGCCAAUGGCUAUGUAAUGCUAUGUCUUUCAUACUUUAGCUUUCGUUACAUCUUUGCCUUUGUGGACUGCUGUGCAACUUCAUUUUGCACGUCGCUCUCAUUCCUUUCUCCCCAACACGUGUUCGGCUUACAUGCACUUCAGCUAUACAUUUAUACCAAGAGCACAUACCCCAAGAUUUUAGCCGCUGUGUACACUGCUGUCCCCGCAGAAUUUCAAGUUGACGUCGUAAAAUUGUUAUGAUGCAAUGCUCCUGUCUUCAUGGGGGAUUUACAACGUUUGUAUUAAUAACCGCGUGGGGAUUUCCACCACAUGUCCAGAA